UCCUCCACCACCAACUCCUCCUCCUCCUCUCCACCACCACCACCACCACCACCACCAACAACAACUCCUCCUCCUCCCUCUCUGUCUCUGUCUCUCUCUCUAACAUUCCUCGCCUCUGUUGGAACCUCCUGCAAUCUAUCCUUUGAUGGCAUCGCAGGAUAGAGGUAGGCCAUUGCCGAAGUUUGGGGAGUGGGAUGUAAAUAAUCCAGCAUCAGCAGAUGGAUUUACAGUCAUAUUUGCCAAGGCUAGAGAUGAGAAGAAAACCACUGGCACAGCCGCCAACGGAGCACCUUCAUCACAGAGGAACGACAAUCAGCCAAGACAUGAUCAAAAUUAUCAUCAUCCCCCUAUGGGGAAGAAGUGGUUUUGCUGUUUCUGAAGCCUUUGCUGAUUUUUCAAGAUAGUAGUUCAUCUGUGCCUGUUGUUUGAGACCAAGAAGCGGAGAAGGAGAUGUGGUUAUGUUUCAUUUCUUUUCUUUUCUAUUUCUUUUUAAUAUCUUGUAUCUUCUUCAUUUAUAUAAUUAAUGUUUAGGAAAGCUGCCAAAGACAUUCAAACCUAUAUUGUCUUGUGUGGUUGGGAAUCUCUCUCUCAGUAGUUCUCAGAUUUUUCAAUUCUAUUUAAGUUGACACACUA
Messenger RNA from Camellia sinensis, 633 nucleotides. Lineage: Eukaryota; Viridiplantae; Streptophyta; Magnoliopsida; Ericales; Theaceae. The record is from RefSeq and is a predicted model, not a curated record.